Saccoglossus kowalevskii is the source of this 1110-nucleotide messenger RNA. Its product is annotated as putative GPI-anchored protein PB15E9.01c-like. The record is from RefSeq and is a predicted model, not a curated record. NCBI's taxonomy places the organism in Eukaryota, Metazoa, Hemichordata, Enteropneusta, Harrimaniidae.
AUGAGUUCAACAUCACUAAUUACCAGUCAGCCAGAACAAUCUACCACUGGAAACAAAUCCUCGUCAUCAACUAGCAGUAAAUUACACCAAACUACCACAAAUAUCAGUUCAACAUCACCAAUUACUAGUCAUCUAGAACAAUCUACCACGGGAAACAAAUCCUCGUCAUCAACUAGAAGUAAAUUACAGCAAUCUACCACAAAUAUUGGCUCAACGACAUCAAGUACCAGUCAUCUAGAACAAUCUACCACUGGAAACAAAUCCUCGUCAUCAACUAGCAGUGAAUUACACCAAACUACCACAAAUAUCAGUUCAACUUCACCAACUACUAGUCAGCCAGAACAAUCUAUCACUGGAAACAAAUCCUCUUCAUCAACUAGCAGUAAAUUACACAAAUCUACCACAAAUAUCGAUUCAACACGAAGUACUAGUCGGCCAGAACAAUCUACAACUGGAAACAAAUCUUCGUCUCCAAGUAGCAGGAAAUUACAACAAACCACCGCAAAUAUUGGCUCAACGACAUCAAGUACUAGUCAUCUAGAACAAUCUACCACUGGAAACAAAUCCUCGUCAUCAAUUAGCAAUAAAAUGCAACAAUCUACCACAAAUAUUGGUUCAACUUCACCAACUACUAGUCAGCCAAAACAAUCUACCACUGGAAACAAAUCCUCAUCAACAAGCAGUAAAAUGCAGCAAACUACCACGAAUAUCAGUUCAACAUCACCAAUUACAAGUCAGCCAAAACAACCUACCACUGGAAUAAUUUCUCCAUCAUUGGCCAAUCUACCAAAUCUCAUCCCCAGCGAUAGUUGGCCAGAACAAUGUAAAACUAGUCUGAUGUCUCCAUCAUCAAGUGUAAGUCAAUUAGACAUUUCUAAUAUGAGAAUGUGUACUUCAUCACUAAGUACGAGUGAGGAGCUAUACCUUACUUCCACUAAUUACACUUUUGUAAGUGUAGAUAGACCUAACCCUGGUAAUCAUACAUCUAGUAGGGGUACUCAGCAAUCUUUUAUUGACGAAAAAUCCGCGACACGAAAAUCCGCCUUAAAUGACAAACAGUCAUCAGUGGUGAAUAGCACAUCUAAAAAUAAAUCAUGCAUUAUUAUGUGA